AUGGCGUUGAGGAAGCUACAGACCGAGAUCGAUCGAACACUCAAGUCUGUCGCCACCGGCGUCGAGACCUUUGAGUCCACCUUUGAUAAGCUCAACCAUGCGUCCAAUGCGACCCAGAAGGACAAGCUCGAGACAGAUCUCAAGACACAGAUCAAGAAGCUCCAGCGCAUGCGUGACCAGAUCAAGGUCUGGUUGGGCAGUAGCGAUAUCAAGGACAAGAGCGCACUUCUCGAUAACCGCAAGCUAAUCGAGACACAAAUGGAACGCUUCAAAGCCUUAGAAAAAGAAAUGAAGAUGAAAGCCUUCUCCAAAGAAGGUUUGAUCGCAGCCGCGCGGUUAGACCCAGCAGAAAAGGCCAGGCGCGACAUGAUCGAUUGGAUCGGCACUACAACCGACGAGUUGUCUCGACAGAUCGAGGCCACCGAGGCCGAACAAGAACAACUGCAGUCGGCCGGGCGCAAGAAGAAGCAACCUUCAGAACGCCUCAUCGAGCUUGAACAACUCAACGAGCGACGCGGUUGGCACAUCGGGCGACUGGAGAUUGUGCAGCGCAUGUUCGAGAACGGGCAAUUGACAAUCGACAGACUCGAGGACAUCCAGGAGGACGUCAAGUACUUUGUCGAGGCCAACACCGAGGAAGACUUUGAUUUUGACCUCGGCAUCUACGAUGACCUCAACCUGCAGGACGUUGAGGAGGAGUACAACCCCGCCGAUUACGGACAUACGGCCGAGGACUCUUCCAACAUCGACACCAGCUCUGUCGCGGACACGCUCGAAACUCCUUCCAAGACGCCCAAGGAGGAGAGAAAGUCCAAACGUCUUGCCGCCGCAUCUACAGCUGCUGAAGACGACACUCCACCAAGUCCGGUGACGACAAAAAGCCGGAAAAAGGACAAAGAGAAGAAGGAGAAGGAGUUCAAGGCCGAGCCCGCCGCGCCCGAACCUCCAACACCAGUCCAAGCGCCACCAGCCAAACCUGCACCGCUGCCGCCUAUCCGUUAUGCCGCUGCCGCUGCCGCCGCUGUUGGGGCAGCAUCUCAUCCUCCAGCACACCACACUCCUGAGCCUCCCGCAGUCGUCCACAAGGCUGAGUCCACGGUGUCCGUCGCCGACGAUGCCACGCCUUCCGAGACCGAGGCACCAACAGAGGAGACUUCGACGUCCGCAUCUAUCGCUCCCUCAACGGCGGCCUCUGCUGUUGACGUUUCGCAGUCCAACGGACAUCCUCCAUCGCUUCCCCCAGGCAUUUCCGCCACCCCCUCGCCUGUGUCUGCGGAGCCUCCUAGCAACAUUAAUGGCGGCGUCUCGCAGCUGUCCUCACUGUCGCAGCUGCCGCAGGCGGACUCGUCGCGCACCACCACCGCUGCCAACUACGCGCAGAGCCCGCGCAAGGACCAGACUGUUCUCGAGAGUCUCAUGCAGAGCUUCGGCGUCGCCAAGGAGAUGGCUGACCGCCGGACCACUGAUCCCGAUGAGCUCCACAACGCGCUCGACGGCUCCUUCCGUAACGCGCCUGCCCAGGUCGACGCUGAACCGCCACGGUACUACCACCCCCAGAACCCCGUGAAGACGCCGUCGUACUACUCCCAGGCGCGCCUACCGCUCCUCGAGGACAAGAGCAUCUACCAGCGUCUCGAGCUGGACCAGCUGUUCUACAUCUUCUACUACAUGACAGGGACAUACGAGCAGUGGCUCGCAGCCCAGGAGCUCAAGCGCCAGAGCUGGCGCUUCCACAAGCAGUACUUGACAUGGUUCCAGCGCGCACACAACCCACAGGCCAUUACCGAGGACUACGAGCAGGGUGGAUACUACUACUUUGACUGGGAGAACUCUUGGUGCCAGCGCCGCAAGAGCGACUUCCGGUUCGAGUACCGCUGGCUUUCCGACCACUGA
Cutaneotrichosporon cavernicola is the source of this 1893-nucleotide messenger RNA. RefSeq lists its product as uncharacterized. Gene Ontology annotation, biological process: regulation of DNA-templated transcription; nuclear-transcribed mRNA poly(A) tail shortening. Lineage: Eukaryota; Fungi; Basidiomycota; Tremellomycetes; Trichosporonales; Trichosporonaceae. The record is from RefSeq and is a predicted model, not a curated record. The transcript has 7 exons. Bases 1 to 1893 code for a protein of 630 amino acids. Gene Ontology annotation, cellular component: P-body; nucleus; CCR4-NOT core complex.